AUGGAUAUUCUUAUCCUACUUUGUUUAGUUUUUGUUGGAACUUCAGAGACACAGGUUGAUGUUUCCAAUGCUGUUCCUGGCACUAGGUACGAUGUAACUAUCUCUUCAAUUUCUGCUACAACAUACGGCUCACCUGUUAGUAGAACAGUGACAACGAAUGUAACGCAACCAGGGCCUCCAGUCUUCCUAGCAGGAGAAAGAGUCGGUUCUGCUGGGAUUCUUCUCUCUUGGAAUACACCCCCUAAUCCAAAUGGAAGGAUUACCUCUUAUGUUGUGAAGUAUAAGGAAGUUUGUCCAUGGAUGCAAACAGCAUAUACACAAGUUAGAGCAAAGCCAGACAGUCUGGAAGUUCUUCUUACUAAUCUUAAUCCUGGAACAACAUAUGAAAUCAAGGUGGCUGCUGAAAACAGUGCUGGCAUUGGAGUGUUUAGUGACCCAUUUCUCUUCCAAACUGCAGAAAGUGCUCCAGGAAAAGUGGUAAAUCUGACGGUUGAGGCCUUUAACUAUUCAGCAGUAAACCUGAUUUGGUACUUACCUCGUCAACCAAAUGGCAAAAUUACCAGUUUCAAGAUUAGUGUCAAACAUGCAAGAAGUGGGAUAGUGGUGAAAGAUGUCUCAAUCAGAGUAGAGGACAUUUUGACUGGGAAAUUGCCAGAAUGCAAUGAGAAUAAUGAAUCUUUUUUGUGGAGUACAACCAGCCCUUCUCCAACCCUUAGUAGAGGUACGCCUCCAACGCGUACUACAUACUCAUCGAACACAUUGGCACGGAGUAAGAUAAGCUCUGUGUGGAAAGAACCUAUCAGUUUUGUAGUGACACAUUUGAGACCUUAUACAACAUAUCUUUUUGAAGUUUCUGCUGUUACAACGGAAGCAGGUUAUAUUGAUAGUACAAUUGUCAGAACACCAGAAUCAGUACCUGAAGGACCACCACAAAACUGUGUAACAGGCAACAUUACAGGAAAGUCCUUUUCAAUUUCAUGUGAUCCACCAAUGACAGUAACAGGGAAAUUUAGUUAUAGAGUUGAAUUAUAUGGGCCAUCAGGUCGGAUUUGGGAUAACAGCACAAAAGACCUUAAGUUUGCAUUCACUAACCUAACACCGUUUACAAUGUAUGAUGUAUAUGUUGCUGCAGAAACCAGUGCAGGGAUUGGACCCAAAUCAAAUAUUUCAAUUUUCACUCCCCCAGAAGUUCCAGGUGCAGUAUUUGAUUUACAGCUUGCAGAAGUAGAAGCCACACAAAUAAGAAUUACUUGGAAGAAACCACGACAAUCAAAUGGAAUCAUUAACCAAUACCGAGUGAAAGUGCUAGUUUCAGAGACCGGAGUAAUUUUGGAAAAUACUUUGCUCACGGGAAAAGAUGAGUACAUAAACAACCCGCUCACUCCAGAAACUGUGAACAUAGUAGAGUCAAUGGCAGAAUUAUUUGAGGGUUCAGCAGAGAUAUCUUCUGACCUGUAUGCGAUUGCUUCAGUUAUGUACAACAGUCAUCCACAUAGUAACUUUCCUGCGAGGAAUAGAGCUGAAGACAAGCAUUUAACAGUUGGAACUACAUGGAAUCAGUAUAUCACUGACAUUGCUGCCGAACAGCUGUCUUACGUUAUCAGGAGACUCGUACCUUUCACUGAGCACAUGAUUAGUGUAUCUGCUUUCACCAUCAUGGGAGAAGGACCACCAACGGUUCUCCAUGUUAGGACACUUGAACAAGUGCCAAGCUCCAUUCAGAUUAUAAACUAUAAAAACAUUAGUUCCUCAUCCAUUUUGUUAUAUUGGGAUCCUCCAGAAUUUCCCAAUGGAAAAAUAACUCAUUAUACAAUUUAUGCAAUGGAACUGGAUACAAACAGAGCAUUCCAGAUGACUACUCUAGAUAACAGCUUUCUCAUAACAGGGUUAAAGAAAUACACCAAAUAUAAGAUGAGGGUGGCCGCCUCAACUCAUGUUGGAGAAAGUUCUUUGUCUGAAGAAAAUGACAUCUUUGUGAGAACUCUGGAAGAUGAACCAGAAUCAUCACCUCAAGUUGUGGAAGUUACUGAUGUUACUGCACAUGAAAUAAGUCUGAAGUGGUUACCACCUGAGAAACCCAAUGGGAUUAUUGUUGCUUAUGAAGUUCUCUAUAAAAAUAUGGAUUCCUUAUUUAUGAAGAACACCUCAACAACACACAUAAUUUUAAGGGACUUAAAACCUUAUACCCUCUAUAACAUUUCUGUGAGGUCAUACACCAGAUUGGGUCAUGGCAAUCAGUUAUCUUCCUUACUCUCUGUAAGGACUUCUGAGACUGUGCCUGACAGUGCACCAGAAAAUAUUACUUACAAAAAUAUUUCCUCUGGAGAGAUUGAAAUAUCAUUCCAUCCCCCACAUAGUCCUAAUGGAAUCAUACAAAAAUAUACAAUUUAUCUCAAGAGAAGUAAUGGAAAUGAGGAAAGAACUAUAGAUACAACCUCUUUGAUCCAAAACAUUAAAGGACUGAAGAAAUAUACCCAAUAUAUAAUUGAAGUGUCUGCUAGCACACUCAAAGGUGAAGGAGUUCGGAGUGCACCAAUUAGUGUACUGACAGAAGAAGAUGCUCCUGAUUCUCCCCCCCGUGACUUCUCUGUGAAACAGUUGUCUGGUGUCAGGGUGAAGUUGUCAUGGAAACCACCCGUGGAGCCAAAUGGAAUUAUCCUCUAUUACACAGUUUAUGUCUGGGAUAGGUCAUCAUUAAGAACUAUUAAUGUAACUGAAAUAUCAUUAGAGUUUUCAGAUUUGGACUAUAAUGUUGAAUAUAGUGCAUAUGUAACAGCUAGCACCAGAUUUGGUGAUGGAAAAAAAAGAAGCAAUAUUAUUAACUUUCGAACACCCGAAGGAGCACCGAGUGAUCCCCCAAAAGAUGUUCAUUAUGCAAAUAUCAGUUCUUCAUCAAUCAUUCUCUUUUGGACUCCACCUUCAAAACCUAAUGGGGUUAUACAAUAUUAUUCUGUUUAUUACAGAAAUACUUCAGGUACUUUUGUGCAGAAUUUUACACUCCAUGAAGUCACCAAUGACUUUGACAAUAUGACCGUAUCUGCAAUAAUAGAUAAACUGGCAAUAUUCAGCUACUAUACAUUUUGGGUAACAGCAAGUACUUCAGUUGGAAAUGGGAAUAAAAGCAGUGACAUAGUUCAAGUAUACACAGAUCAAGACAUACCUGAAGGGCCUGUUGGAAACCUGACUUACGAGUCCAUUUCGUCAACUGCAAUAAAUGUAAGCUGGGGCCCACCACCUCAACCCAACGGUCUAGUCUUCUAUUAUGUCUCUCUGAGCUUACAGCAGACUCCUCGCCACGUAAGACCACCUCUAGUUACAUAUGAGACAAGCAUGUAUUUUGAUAAUCUGGAAAAAUACACUGAUUAUAUAUUAAAAAUCACUCCAUCAACCGAAAAGGGAUUUUCUGAUACCUAUACUGCCCAGCUACACAUCAAAACUGAAGAAGAUGUCCCAGAAACUUCACCAAUAAUCAACACUUUUAAAAACCUUUCCUCUACCUCAGUUCUCUUAUCAUGGGAUCCCCCAGUAAAACCAAAUGGUGCAAUAAUAAGUUAUGAUUUAACUUUACAAGGACCAAAUGAAAGCUAUUCUUUCAUUACUUCUGAUAACUAUAUAAUAUUGGAAGAGCUCUCACCAUUUACACUAUAUAGUAUUUUUGCUGCUGCGAGAACUAUAAAGGGACUCGGUCCUUCCAGUGUCCUUUUCUUUUACACAGACGAGUCAGUGCCUUUAGCACCUCCUCAAAAUUUGACUUUAAUCAACUACACUUCAGAUUCUGUGUGGCUGCAAUGGAGCCCGAGUCCUGUUCCAGGCGGUAUUGUUAAAGUAUAUAGUUUUAAAAUUCAUGAACAUGAAACUGAUACUAUAUUUUAUAAGAAUAUUUCAGGUGUUCAAACUGAAGCCAAGCUUGUUGGACUGGAGCCAGUCAGCACCUACUCUAUCAGCAUCUCGGCCUUUACCAAAGUGGGAAAUGGCAAUCAAUUUAGUAAUGUACUAAAAUUCACAACCCAAGAAUCAGUUCCAGAUGUUGUACAGAACAUACAGUGUGUGGCAACUAGCUGGCAGUCCGCUUUAGUGAGGUGGGACCCACCCCAAAAGGCAAAUGGAGUGAUUACACAUUAUAUGAUAACAGUUGAAAGGAAUUCUACAAAAGUCUCACCCCAAGAUCACAUGUAUAUGUUCAUGAAACUUCUUGCCAAUACCUCAUAUGUCUUUAAAAUAAGAGCUUCAACCUCAGCUGGUGAAGGUGAUGAAAGUACUUGCAAUAUCAGCACGCUACCUGAAACAGUUCCCAGUGUUCCCACAAAUAUUGCUUUUUCUGAUGUUCAGUCAACUAGUGCAACAUUGACAUGGAUGAGACCUGACACUAUCUUUGGUUACUUCCAAAAUUACAAGAUUACCACUCAACUUCGGGCUCAAAAUUGCAGAGAAUGGGAUUCUGAAGAAUGUAUCGAAUAUCAAAAAAUUCAAUACCUCUAUGAAGCUGACCUAACGGAAGAGACAGUAUAUGGCUUAAAGAAAUUUAGAUGGUACAGAUUCCAAGUGGCUGCCAGCACCAAUGCUGGCUAUGGCAAUGCUUCAAGUUGGAUAUCUGCAAAAACCCUGCCCGGCCCUCCAGAUGGUCCUCCUGAAAAUGUGUAUGUAGUAGCAACAUCACCUUUUAGCAUCAACAUCAGCUGGAGUGAACCUGCUAUCAUUACUGGACCAACCUUCUAUCUGAUAGAUGUUGAAUCGGUAGAUAGUGAUGAAUUUAAUAUGUCCUUAAUCAAGUCAAAUGAAGAGAAUAAAACCAUAGAAAUUAAAGAUUUAAAAAUAUUCACAAGGUAUUCUGUGGUGAUCACUGCAUUCACUGGAAACGUUAGUGCGGCAUACGUAGAAGGAAAGUCAAGUGCUGAAGUGAUUGUUACUACUUUAGAAUCAGUCCCUAAGGAUCCACCUAACAACAUGACAUUUCAGAAGAUACCAAAUGAAGUGACAAAAUUUCAGUUAACAUUCCUUCCUCCUUCUCAACCCAAUGGAAAUAUCCAAGUAUAUCAAGCUUUGGUUUACCGAGAAGAUGAUCCCACUGCUGUCCGGAUUCACAACCUCAGUAUUAUCCAGAAAACGGACACAUCCGUCAUCGCAAUGUUAGAAGGACUGAAAGGUGGACAUACAUACAAUAUCAGUGUUUAUGCAAUCAAUAGUGCUGGUGCAGGACCAAAAGUUCAGAUGAGAAUAACUAUGGAUAUUAAAGCUCCAGCACGACCAAAAACCAAACCAACCCCUAUUUAUGAUGCCACAGGAAAAUUGCUGGUGACUUCAACAACAAUUACAAUCAGAAUGCCAAUAUGUUACUACAAUGAUGAUCAUGGACCCAUCAAAAAUGUACAAGUGCUUGUAGCAGAAGCUGGAGCUCAGCAUGAUGGAAAUGUAACAAAGUGGUAUGAUGCAUAUUUUAAUAAACCAAGACCAUAUUUUACAAAUGAAGGCUUUCCUAAUCCUCCAUGUACAGAAGGAAAGACAAAGUUCAGUAGCAAUGAAGAAAUCUACAUAAUAGGUGCUGAUCACGCAUGUAUGAUUCCUGGCAAUGAAGACAAAAUUUGCAAUGGACCUCUGAAGCCAAAAAAGCAAUACUUAUUUAAAUUUAGAGCCACAAAUGUCAUGGGACAAUUUACUGACUCUGAUUACUCUGACCCUGUCAAGACUUUAGGUGAAGGACUUUCAGAAAGAACUGUGGAGAUUAUCCUUUCAGUCACUUUGUGUAUCCUUUCAAUCAUUCUUCUUGGAACAGCUAUUUUUGCAUUUGCAAGGAUUCGUCAGAAGCAGAAAGAAGGCGGCACAUACUCUCCACGAGAUGCAGAAAUUAUUGACACUAAAUUCAAGCUGGACCAGCUAAUCACAGUGGCAGACCUGGAACUGAAGGACGAGAGAUUAACGCGGUUACUUAGUUAUAGAAAAUCCAUCAAGCCGAUAAGCAAGAAAUCCUUCCUACAACAUGUUGAAGAGCUUUGCACAAACAACAACCUAAAGUUUCAAGAAGAAUUUUCGGAAUUACCAAAAUUUCUUCAGGAUCUUUCUUCAACUGAUGCCGAUCUGCCUUGGAACCGAGCAAAAAACCGCUUUCCAAACAUAAAACCAUAUAAUAAUAACAGAGUGAAGCUGAUAGCUGAUGCUAGUAUUCCAGGAUCGGAUUACAUUAAUGCCAGCUAUGUUUCUGGUUACUUAUGUCCAAAUGAAUUUAUUGCUACUCAAGGUCCAUUACCAGGAACAGUUGGGGAUUUUUGGAGAAUGGUUUGGGAAACCAGAGCAAAAACACUGGUAAUGCUAACACAGUGUUUUGAAAAAGGGCGGAUCAGAUGCCAUCAGUAUUGGCCAGAGGACAACAAACCAGUUACGGUGUUUGGAGAUAUAGUGAUUACAAAGCUAAUGGAGGAUGUUCAAAUAGAUUGGACCAUCAGGGAUCUGAAAAUUGAAAGGCAUGGGGAUUGCAUGACUGUCCGACAGUGUAACUUUACUGCGUGGCCGGAGCAUGGGGUUCCUGAAAACAGUACCCCACUCAUCCACUUUGUGAAGCUGGUUCGAGCAAGCCGAGCACAUGACACCACACCUAUGAUUGUUCACUGCAGUGCUGGAGUUGGAAGAACGGGAGUUUUUAUUGCUCUGGACCACUUAACACAACACAUAAAUGAUCAUGAUUUUGUGGAUAUAUAUGGACUCGUAGCUGAACUGAGAAGUGAAAGAAUGUGCAUGGUACAGAACCUGGCGCAGUACAUCUUCUUACACCAGUGCAUUCUGGAUCUUCUAUCAAGUAAAGGCAAUAACCAGCCCAUCUGUUUUGUUAACUAUUCAGCACUUCAGAAGAUGGACUCUUUGGAUGCAAUGGAAGGUGAUGUUGAGCUUGAAUGGGAAGAAACCACCAUGUAAAUAUUCAGACCAAAGAUUACAACUGGAAGAUAUUUUCAAAUCCCAGGGGCCAAAAUUACCCCUCAU
Eptesicus fuscus (big brown bat) is the source of this 6969-nucleotide messenger RNA. RefSeq names its product protein tyrosine phosphatase receptor type Q (gene PTPRQ). Bases 1 to 6903 code for a protein of 2300 amino acids. The record is from RefSeq and is a predicted model, not a curated record. Gene Ontology annotation, molecular function: protein binding; protein tyrosine phosphatase activity. Lineage: Eukaryota; Metazoa; Chordata; Mammalia; Chiroptera; Vespertilionidae. Gene Ontology annotation, biological process: protein dephosphorylation. The transcript is spliced from 45 exons.